This is a messenger RNA of Xyrauchen texanus (razorback sucker), 2067 nucleotides long. RefSeq names its product solute carrier family 5 member 3a (gene slc5a3a). Bases 1 to 2067 code for a protein of 688 amino acids. Gene Ontology annotation, cellular component: plasma membrane. Gene Ontology annotation, biological process: transmembrane transport; inositol metabolic process; myo-inositol transport. The record is from RefSeq and is a predicted model, not a curated record. Lineage: Eukaryota; Metazoa; Chordata; Actinopteri; Cypriniformes; Catostomidae. The transcript has a single exon. Gene Ontology annotation, molecular function: D-glucose:sodium symporter activity.
AUGGCAUCAACAAUGGAAGCAGCUGAUCUUGUCGUCGUAGCCAUGUACUUUGUACUUGUUCUCUGCUUUGGCUUCUAUGCGAUGUGGAGAUCAAACCGAGGUACUGUGAGUGGAUACUUUCUGGCUGGUCGUUCCAUGAACUGGAUGGUCAUUGGUGCAUCUCUUUUUGUCAGUAACAUUGGCAGCGAGCACUUCAUCGGCCUCGCUGGCUCUGGCGCUGCAAGCGGUCUCGCUGUAAGUGCCUGGGAAUUCAAUGCAAUCCUGCUAUUGCAGCUCCUAGGUUGGGUCUUCAUACCUGUGUAUAUCUACUCAGGUGUGUACACCAUGCCAGAAUACCUCUCCAAAAGAUUCGGUGGUAAGCGGUUGAAAGUGUUCUUUGCGACCCUCACUCUGCUCCUCUAUAUUUUCACCAAGCUCUCCGUGGAUCUCUAUUCCGGUGCGCUCUUCAUCCAGGAGUCUCUGGGCUGGAACCUCUAUGUGUCAAUAAUCUUGCUAAUAACCAUGACGGCCAUUCUCACGGUCACAGGCGGCCUGGUUGCCGUCAUCUACACGGACACUCUCCAGGCAUUUCUCAUGGUUUCAGGAGCUGUGUGCCUCAUGGCAAUCAGCUUGUUUAAGGUUGGAGGUUUUGAAGGGUUGCGCACCAAGUACAUGGACGCCGUCCCCAAUGUCACAGCGAUUAUCCUAAAGAGGAACAUCACCUUCUCGGAGUCCUGCCUUGUGCAUCCCAAACCAGACUCGUUCAAGAUCCUGAGAGGUCCAUUGGAUGAAGACCUACCCUGGCCUGCUUUCCUUUUGGGCCAGACUUCUGCCUCUAUCUGGUACUGGUGUGCCGAUCAAGUCAUAGUCCAGAGAGUCUUGGCGGCCCGAAAUGUUGCCCAUGCCAAAGGGUCGACUCUGAUGGCUGGCGUCUUAAAAGUCCUACCAAUGUUUAUCAUUGUGAUUCCAGGCAUGAUUUCACGUGUGCUAUUUGCAGAUGAGCUUGCUUGCAUCAGUCCAGAGCAUUGCAUGCAAGUGUGCAACAGCAAAGCUGGCUGCACCAAUACAGCCUAUCCUCGCCUCGUCAUGAGCGUAAUGCCCGUUGGACUCCGAGGUUUGAUGAUGGCUGUGAUGCUCGCAGCUCUCAUGAGCGACCUGGACUCAGUCUUCAACAGCGCCAGCACUAUCUUUACUCUUGAUAUCUACAAGAUGGUGCGCCAACAGGCUUCCUCCAAAGAGCUCAUGGUGGUGGGACGCUUGUUUGUGAUCUUCAUAGUGGCCUUUAGCAUAGCCUGGGUGCCUUUCAUCAUUAUGAUGCAAGGUGGUCAGAUGUUCCUAUACAUUCAGGAAGUGUCCGAUUACCUUACCCCUCCCAUAGCUGCACUCUUUUUGUUGGGCGUACUCUGGAAACGUUGCAACGAGACUGGCGCAUUCUGGGGGAGCAUUGUGGGCUUCUUUUUAGGCGCUAUAAGACUGAUCCUUGCCUUUGUUUAUAGAAAGCCUGAUUGUGAUAAAAACGAUGACCGACCUGUGUUCAUCAAGGAUAUUCAUUUCAUGUAUGUAUCGGCUGUAUUGUUCUGGAUUUCAGGGCUGGUGGCAGUGGUGGUUAGCCUUUGCACCGAUCCACCAAGCCAGGAGCAGAUUGCUAGGACUACUUUGUGGGGACUCCACAACAGAACCAAAGAUGCUUCAAGUCUUCAAACAAGAGAGAAGGGAAAACGGCUUCCAAUGGAAACAGAGAAAGAGAAGACAUUGGAUGGAGUCGAGACAAGACUGCUGUCUCGGGCUGUUGAAACUGGUCCUGAAAUUCUUACAAAUGGCCACUUGGAGUCUCCGGACAUCUUUAAAAACUCGAGCACAGAGGACAGGAAUGUAGGUAGACAAAAGGGGCAAUGUGUGAAAUGUUUUGACUGGUUUUGUGGCUGUAAUACAAAUCCCGAGAAAGCAGAGCAGCCGUUUGGAGAAGAGGACAAGCGCAGUGUUACUGAGAUGCUCCAGGAGCCUCCUAAAACCAGAAUGAUUCUCAACCUCGGUCUUCUGUUAGUGUGUGCACUCGGAAUUUUUUUGUUUGUAUACUUUUCUUUGUAA